CACACCUUUGUGGUUGACCCAAAACAAAGAUUGAAACUUCCAGCAGACGAAGCUUCCUUCAAUGACUUCUUCCUUUUUCUGGGUUCACAAGAAAACCAAUGAAACUAAGAAAGGAAAUGUUUUUGGAGUAUAAAACAAGUGCUGGGGCGUGGAGUGCACUUUCUAUUGCCCUUUAGAUGACCAGAGCGUGUAAGAAAGAAAAACAGAUAACAUGAGCAAGCUGAAGUUCUUGUUAGCUCUGGUUAUUCUCUCUGUCCUCAAUGGUUACGGCUUCAUGAUGGCCAUGGUCGAGGGCAAGAGCAAAGUUCACAUCGUUUAUCUCGGAGAGAACCAGCACAAUGAUCCAGCACUAGCUGUAGAUUAUCAUCAUGAAAUGCUUGCAACUGUAGUUGAGAGCAAAGAAAUUGCUUCAGAUAUGAUGAUUUACAGUUACAAGCAUGGCUUCUCUGGAUUUGCUGCCAAGCUUACAGAGUCUCAGGCACAAAGACUUGCUGAGUUGCCUGGGGUCAUUCGAGUCAUACCAAAUAGGAUUCAUAGGCUGCAAACAACGAGGAGUUGGGAUUUCCUUGGCCUCUCUUCUAGUUCUCCAAGCAGCAUUCUUGUCAGCAGCAAAAUGGGUGAUGGUGUAAUCAUAGGUGUCCUUGAUACAGGAGUAUGGCCAGAGUCUGAAGUUUUCAAAGAUGAAGGACUGGGGCCGAUCCCAUCACGUUGGAAGGGUGUUUGUGAAUCUGGGAAGCAUUCCAAUGGCAAAGUUCGUUGUAACAGAAAAAUCAUUGGAGCUCGUUGGUUUGUCGAUGGAUUUCUAGCUGAGUAUGGACAACCAUUGAAUACAUCAGAUAAUCAAGAGUACUUGUCCCCAAGAGAUGCAAAUGGACAUGGAACGCACACAUCCAGCACCGCAGCUGGAGCUUUUGUUGGCAAUGUGAGCUACAAAGGACUUGCUUCUGGGACUGUAAGGGGUGGUGCACCUCAUGCCCGGUUAGCCAUAUACAAAGUGUGUUGGAAUGUGCUUGGAGGGCAAUGUGCAUCUGCAGAUAUAUUGAAAGCCUUGGAUGAAGCCAUUCAUGAUGGGGUUGAUGUGUUAUCGCUCUCAAUUGGAUCUUCAAUUCCUCUAUUUUCAGAUGUCGAUGAACGUGACGGAAUUGCUACUGGUUCUUUUCAUGCUGUGACCAGGGGAAUCACUGUUGUCUGUGGAGCUGCAAACGAUGGGCCGUCAGCUCAGACAGUGCAGAAUACUGCUCCGUGGAUUCUAACCGUUGCAGCAAGCACCAUUGAUCGAACAUUCCCCGCUGCCAUAAAACUUGGCAACAACAAAACUUUUCUGGGUCAAGCCUUAUACACAGGGAAGGAGAUAGGUUUUAGACGCUUAGUAUAUCCAGAGGCCUCGGGGCUUGAUCCCAACUCUGCAGGUGUUUGUCAGGCUCUGUCGGUUAGUCCAAGUUUGGUUGCUGGAAAGGUGGUGCUUUGCUUUGCAUCAACAACCCCUAGGGUGAGCAUAUUCAGAGCUGCAGCAGUUGUAAGAGCGGCGGGUGGAGUAGGGCUUAUUGUUGCCAAGAAUCCUACCGAUGUCUUGACUUCAUGUGGCGAUAACUUCCCUUGUAUAGAAGUUGAUUUUGAGAUUGGAACACAUAUACUCUUCUACAUUCGUUCUACGAGGUCUCCAGAAGCAAAGUUGAGCCACUCUAAAACACUGGUGGGCAAGCGUACGCUGGCAAAGGUUGCAUAUUUCUCAUCCAGGGGGCCUAAUUCCAUUGCUCCAGCCAUACUCAAGCCAGAUAUAACUGCACCUGGAGUGAACAUAUUAGCGGCCACUUCUCCUCUCGAUCAACUGGCAGAUGGUGGAUAUGUCAUGCAUUCAGGAACAUCAAUGUCCACUCCUCAUGUUGCUGGAAUAGUAGCUCUUCUCAAAGCAUUGCACCCUACCUGGUCACCUGCAGCCAUUAAAUCAGCAUUGGUCACAACUGCAUGGAGAAAAGAUCAAUCAGGUUUUCCAAUAUUUGCUGAUGGAUCACCUCAAAAACUUGCUAAUCCAUUCGACUACGGAGGAGGUAUUGUGAAUCCGAAUGGAGCAGCAGACCCUGGUCUAGUAUACGACAUGGGAACAGUGGACUACAUGCAUUACCUUUGUGCCAUGGACUACAACAACUCCGCUAUCUCUCGGCUCGUGGGUCGGUCUAUAGUUUGCCCUAGUGAAAAACCGUCCCUUUUGGACAUAAACCUACCUUCCAUAACUAUACCAAGUCUCAGGCAUUCAACCACUAUCACCAGAACCGUCACAAAUGCAGGAGCCUCUAAAGCCAUCUAUAAAGCUAUGAUUGAUUCCCCAUUUGGCAUAACUAUGGUGUUAAACCCUGGUGUUCUGGUCUUUAACUCAACAACCAAGAAGAUAUCCUAUACUGUUACUGUCACGACGAUCCACCAAGUGAACACAGGGUACUUUUUUGGGAGUCUAACCUGGACUGAUGGAAUUCACAAUGUGACUAGUCCCGUAUCUGUGAGAACAGAAGUUUUACAAUCUUAUGAGGAUGAUUACUGACAUUCUUUUGUUGAAUUUCCUAAUAAGCUAUGCCAUAGGCUCAACAUUUUGUCACUCACACAAGCACUUCAGAUAUAUAGGAGCCUCAAAAUAAAUUUAAUGGCACUUGAUUGACUCUUCAUUCAUCUCAACUUUAUUACAAAACCUGCAGUAUAUUCUGGAGAAGAUAGACUUAAUCCGCAAAGUCUCCAUGCAGUACUAUUUUGGGAACCUAAAAUGCAUUGAUAAAGUGCAUACUAUGAGAAGUCUAUUCUGUGAGUUCAAUGAUUUAACAGUCUAAUUCUGAAGAUUACUGAUUACAGGUUCAA
This is a messenger RNA of Tripterygium wilfordii, 2844 nucleotides long. RefSeq names its product subtilisin-like protease SBT3.3. Lineage: Eukaryota; Viridiplantae; Streptophyta; Magnoliopsida; Celastrales; Celastraceae. Gene Ontology annotation, biological process: proteolysis. The coding region runs from base 212 to 2536 and encodes 774 amino acids. The transcript has 11 exons. Gene Ontology annotation, molecular function: serine-type endopeptidase activity. The record is from RefSeq and is a predicted model, not a curated record.